Panicum virgatum (switchgrass) is the source of this 744-nucleotide messenger RNA. RefSeq names its product non-homologous end joining protein Ku-like. NCBI's taxonomy places the organism in Eukaryota, Viridiplantae, Streptophyta, Magnoliopsida, Poales, Poaceae. Bases 1 to 744 code for a protein of 247 amino acids. Gene Ontology annotation, molecular function: iron ion binding; heme binding; oxidoreductase activity, acting on paired donors, with incorporation or reduction of molecular oxygen. The transcript is spliced from 2 exons. The record is from RefSeq and is a predicted model, not a curated record.
AUGGCUCAAGGGGCGGGGCACAGCGGUGGCCGCUGCGCCGGCGCGCGCGCAGCCGUGGCGCGCCGGUGCUGCGGGGCGGCCUGGGGUGGGGCGUGCGGUGCGGUGGGCGGGGCGGCGCGGGCGUGGGGUGCGGCGCCCCCUCCCCCUGCUCGGCGCGGGCGUAGGGCCGGUGCGGGCGUGGGGUGCGGCGGCCCCUCCCCUCCCCUCGCGGCGCCCCCUUGCCGUGCCUCCCUACCGCGCCCCCUCGACACGGCGGCGGACGGGUGCGGUGGUGCGGAGGCCCUCGCCGAAUCCACAGCUGCGGUGGGCGGAUCCGCACCGGUGGCGGCGCGCCAUGGCGGGAGGGCGGCGGCAGCUGGCGGAAGCGCGGGCGUGGCGUGGGCGGAGCGUGGCGGCUCCUCGCCGACGGCGGCGCGGUGGCCUUCCGGCCUCUCUCUUGCUCCUCGUCCGCCCACUGCCCCAAAUCCGGUCUCUGUUUUCCCGCAUAGCCUGAUGCGGAAGCCGCGGCUGCUGGCCAAGGUGCGGGAGGAGCUGGACGCGGUGGUGGGCCGGGACGCCGUCGUGGAGGAGGCGCACCUCCCCCAGCUACCCUACCUGCACCCGGCGCUCAAGGAGACGCUGCGGCUGCACCCGGCGCUGCCACUCAUGGUGCCGCACUGCCCCAACGCGGACGCCACCAUCGCCGGCUACCGCGUCCCAGCGGGCAGCCGCGUGCUCAUGGUGAUUUUUUUCUUACUUUUUUGA